Molecule: messenger RNA, 4984 nt
Organism: Balaenoptera ricei (Rice's whale)
Lineage: Eukaryota; Metazoa; Chordata; Mammalia; Artiodactyla; Balaenopteridae
Gene: SRC
Product: SRC proto-oncogene, non-receptor tyrosine kinase
Exons: 14
Coding region: 575-2221 (548 amino acids)
Biological process (GO): negative regulation of intrinsic apoptotic signaling pathway; cell adhesion; negative regulation of extrinsic apoptotic signaling pathway
Cellular component (GO): extrinsic component of cytoplasmic side of plasma membrane
Molecular function (GO): ATP binding; growth factor receptor binding; non-membrane spanning protein tyrosine kinase activity
Source: RefSeq, a predicted model, not a curated record
ACCCUUGGCGUGGGGAGGCCGCGCACGGGUCUCUACCAGGUCACCGGCGGGGAACUGUCCCGGCGCGCUUCCUCCUUCCUCCUCCUCCCGGCGGCUUGCCGGGCCCCUCCUCCCUGCUCGCGCGCUCCCUCCCUCCUCUUCCCCUCCCCAGGCCGCCGCCGCCUCCUCCUCCUCCUCCCUUUCUCUCUCGAUCUGUCUCUCCCGGCCCGGAAUCCAUUCCGGCCUGGGAGCCGGAGCGGCCAGGCCGCCGUGUGCCCGAAGCCCUGGCAAUCCGGCGGUCGGUCCUCCGGUGCGUCUGUCUGCCGGUGCGUCCGCCUGCCCGCCGGCCCAGAGCACAGAGGCUCAGAGAAGUGAAGUGACUUCCCAGCUAUGAGAGAGAGCGCCAGGAUCUGAUACCAGAUGAGGAUGCUGAGGCCCAGAGAGGGGAAGUGACUUGCCUAGGGUCACACAGCGGGGAGAGGUAGAUCAGGGCCUCUAGUCCGAGACCGCCGACUCUACACCUGGUGUUCGUGCUGAGACCUCAGGCUGCUUCCCAGGUCCUCUGGGAUAGCCCCUGCCUUGCACCAGCAGGACCAUGGGCAGCAACAAGAGCAAGCCCAAGGAUGCCAGCCAGCGGCGCCGCAGCCUGGAACCUGCUGAUAACACCCAUGGCGGCGGCGGCGGCGGCGGCGGCGGCGGCGGCGGCGGCGGCGGCGGGGGUGCCUUCCCCACCUCACAGACCCCCAGCAAGCCGGCCUCCGCUGAUGGCCACCGGGGCCCCAGCACGGCCUUUGCCCCUGCAGCCGCCGAGCCCAAGCUGUUCGGAGGUUUCAACUCCUCCGACACAGUCACCUCCCCGCAGAGGGCGGGGCCCCUGGCUGGUGGAGUGACCACCUUUGUGGCCCUCUAUGACUAUGAGUCGCGGACAGAGACUGACCUGUCUUUCAAGAAAGGGGAGCGGCUCCAGAUUGUCAACAACACAGAGGGAGACUGGUGGCUGGCCCACUCACUCAGCACAGGACAGACGGGCUACAUCCCCAGCAAUUACGUGGCGCCCUCCGACUCCAUCCAGGCCGAGGAGUGGUACUUUGGCAAGAUCACCAGACGGGAGUCAGAGCGGUUACUGCUCAAUGUGGAGAACCCAAGAGGGACUUUCCUAGUGCGAGAAAGCGAGACCACAAAAGGCGCCUACUGCCUCUCAGUGUCUGACUUCGACAACGCCAAGGGCCUCAACGUGAAGCACUACAAGAUCCGCAAGCUGGACAGCGGCGGCUUCUACAUCACCUCCCGCACCCAGUUCAACAGCCUGCAGCAGCUCGUGGCCUACUACUCCAAACACGCUGAUGGCCUGUGCCACCGCCUCACCACUGUGUGCCCCACGUCCAAGCCACAGACUCAGGGCCUGGCCAAGGACGCCUGGGAGAUCCCCCGGGAGUCGCUGCGGCUGGAGGUCAAGCUGGGCCAGGGCUGCUUCGGAGAGGUGUGGAUGGGGACCUGGAAUGGCACCACCAGGGUGGCCAUCAAAACUCUGAAGCCUGGCACGAUGUCUCCGGAGGCCUUCCUUCAGGAGGCCCAGGUCAUGAAGAAACUGAGGCAUGAGAAGCUGGUGCAGCUGUACGCAGUGGUGUCUGAGGAGCCCAUCUACAUCGUCACGGAGUACAUGAGCAAGGGGAGUUUGCUGGACUUUCUCAAGGGGGAGACAGGCAAGUACCUGCGGCUGCCUCAGCUGGUGGACAUGGCUGCUCAGAUCGCUUCAGGCAUGGCGUACGUGGAGCGGAUGAACUAUGUCCACCGAGACCUCCGUGCUGCCAACAUCCUGGUUGGAGAGAGCCUCGUGUGCAAAGUGGCUGACUUUGGGCUGGCUCGGCUCAUCGAAGACAAUGAGUACACAGCCCGGCAAGGUGCCAAAUUCCCCAUCAAGUGGACGGCUCCAGAAGCUGCCCUCUAUGGCCGGUUCACCAUCAAGUCAGAUGUGUGGUCCUUUGGGAUCCUGCUGACAGAGCUCACGACAAAGGGACGGGUGCCCUACCCCGGGAUGGUGAACCGCGAGGUGCUGGACCAGGUGGAGAGGGGCUACCGGAUGCCCUGCCCUCCCGAGUGUCCCGAGUCUCUGCAUGACCUCAUGUGCCAGUGCUGGCGGAAGGACCCAGAGGAACGGCCCACCUUCGAGUACCUGCAGGCCUUCCUGGAGGACUACUUCACAUCCACCGAGCCCCAGUACCAGCCCGGAGAGAACCUAUAGGGCGUGGGCUACAGGGCCAGACUGCCUUCUUGGCUUGGAUCCUGAGCUGGGUGGCCCCUGACGUGGGGUCUUGCCUGCCUCUGCCUGCCCGCCACCCCCCCCCCCUCCCCCCCCCCGUUGAUCCUCUCUGUGGGGCUGAAUUGCCAGUGACGAGGCCCCUCCCUCUUUUGUGGCAUGGAAGGGCUUGGGGCCUGGGGCCGCCCUGGGGGCGGGGUCCAAGGCUGGCGCAGUGACUGUGCCCCGGCCCCUGGCCAGCCGCACGCCUCCUCCCUGCGUUCCCUCCUGGAGCUCUGCGCGUCUCAGCAGGAGGAACUGGGAAGAAGGGCUGGGCUGAGGGCACCCUUUUCUUAGCCUCAACCUGCUGCACGCACUGGCCCUUUCCCACUUCCACGCCACCCCAGGUCUGUCUGCGGAGCUAGCCAAAGAGCCUUUCCAAAGAGGAGUGAUGGGCCACUGGCCCUCGGCCUGCCUGCCACCCUGCCCCUUGCCAUCCAUUUCUGAAACGCCUGUUGGUGGAGGCUGCUGGGUCCAGCCCCCUCUGCUGUGGCUCCCAGGCUGGUGAGGCCUAGCUUGACUUGAUGCUGGUGGGUGGGGUGGACACCCCCCUCAAACCCUGCCCUUCUUACACCUGAGGGAUCCUUAGAGAUCUUCAGUUUCUUGUCCCCAUACUACCCAUGGGGAAACUGAGUCCAGAGAGGGGAUGUGACUUGCCCAAGGCCACAGAGCAGUUCAGGGUUGAGACGGGAUUGGAACGUGGUGCUCCCUCUGUCUUCCUCAGGAACCAACAAGAUUGUCCUCGGAGGCAUUGUGGACAGACCGGGGCAGCCCAGGGGACAAGGGGCCUAAGGAUGGGUUAGAGAUAGCAGAGAGAGUCCUGCUGCCACUGCUUGCUCAGUGGGCUAUUGUGGGGGAGAGAGUGGAGGUAGAUGUGGGGCUGAGCUAGAAAUGAAAGAUACAAGGGUAGGGAGGCAGGUUUCAAUCAGAAGGUGGGUGGUUUUUGACCUUUGGAGCUAGCCAAUCAUGAAAGGGAGUGAGCUCACAGGCUCUGGAGGCAAUCAAGCAGAAAUAGAAGAUCCAAGUGAUUGGGAGGCCCUGGCCUCAGGAAGGAACCCCAGGUCCUCCUUCCCCCAGUUUUUCCUGUGUCAUUUCAAUGCCCGGCCCCUCCUCUUCUCCCCAAGUUGGCACCCUUAACUCACAAGUACGGAAAGGAGUGCCUAGGCUGGGGUGAGGUGAGAGGACUGGGGUGUCUAUUGCCACACACCAGGACUGUCUGUGUGCCCUCGGGCAGCCCCUGCUUCCUUCUCUGGGCUGCAGUGUCUGCCUCCAUAUGUGGCCAUGGCCUCUGCAACUGCUCCACUCCUGUCCAGACCCUGUGGCCUGGCAUCACGUGGUGAGCUCAGCCCAUGGCAUCAGGAGACCGUGUUUUGGCCCUUGGGCUAUGUGGUGGCUUCUCCCUGGACCUCAGUGUGUCCUUCUUAAAUGGGGCAGCCAACAGUUUGUAGGCAUCUUGCCAAGGGCCCCUGUGUGCGUGUAUGUGUGUGUGUAUGUGUGCGUGUGCACGUGUAUGUUCCUCCAUGUGUGUCCAUAUUUAACAUGUAAAAACACCCCCUGCUCUGUCCCCCAGACCUGUUGUACAUCUCACCCACAGCCCCCCAUCAUAGCAAUAACGUUCCCGCUGCCAGGGGUUCUCGAGCCAGCCAGGCCCUGCCAGUGGGGAGGGAGGCCAAGUGGUGCCUGCCUAUGAAAUUUCAACUUUUCCUUUCAUACAUGUUUAUUACCCAAGUCUUCUCCUGUCCUGUCUCCGUCCCAGUCGAAUCUGGACUCACUUACCCCAGCGCGCUCCCAAAUCCCCUUCUGACUGCCCAGUGUCCUUUGUAUAAGGUGUCCUAAUACUGUCUUUUUUUUUUUUUUUUUUUUAAACAAACAGUGUUUUGUAGAUUUCAGACGACUAUGCAGAGGCCUAGGGGACCCCCGGCUCUGGGCAGGGCCUGGGGUUCCUGCGUUCCAUGGCCGAGGCCUGGGGGGGGAGGGGGGAUUUGGAAUUGGUUGUAAAUACUUUGCAUAUUGUCUGAUUAAACACAAACAGACCUCAGAGUUUGGUCAGCGGUUUCUUGAGUAUCUAUUGUGUGCUGGAGAGUGAGAGGGGGUGGGAUGUGAGGACAGACUGUGUCAGAGGGGCCUUUGUGCAGGCAGCAUUGGUGGCUGGAGGGCUUGAGGCCAGGGAGGGACGUAAUCAGAUUGGAGAUCUCUGGAAUGCGGCUGUGUGUGCACAUCCAUCCCUGAGUUUGGGGAGUGACUGUGCCUGGCCGUAACCUUGCUUGUGUCUGAGAUGCACCAGGCGAAGCCCAGGGCUUGUGAGCAGGAAGUGUGAGCAGUUGAAGACUCUUUGCCCUGGGUGGAUGGUGGCAGUUGACACUCUGGGGGCCCCGCAGGGCUGUCAGGCCCUUGUGGAGUUGUGGACAUCCUCACAGGGAGAUGCGGCUGUGUGCCUGCUGUGUGUUUCCCAGGAGUGCUGGGCUGGGUGGGUGGGGUGGUGGUGAGACUGGGUUAGCAAAAGCCCUGGGCACUCUGGAGAAAAAUCCAAAGACCCUUCCUCUCCUCCCUUCUCCCCUCCACCAAGGCACACAAUCUGGGAAGUUCAUUUGCAGCAGUCUAUAGGAAGAAAUUUAUUUUAUAUCAGAUCACACACCGAUCCAUGUAAGUUACCUCUGGUCGUAAUAACACUGUUUAAUCUGUAUAAUUAAAAACAGAUUUCAAAAUCGG